AUGGGGAGAGGGAAGAUUGUGAUCAGAAGGAUUGAUAAUUCGACGAGCCGACAAGUGACGUUUUCGAAGAGAAGGAGCGGGCUGCUGAAGAAGGCGAGGGAGCUUUCGAUCCUUUGCGACGCGGAGAUCGGUGUCAUGGUAUUCUCCAGCACCUCCAGGCUCUACGAUUACGCCAGCAAUUCCAGCAUGAAAUGCAUCAUUGAGCGCUAUAACAAAGUGAAAGAAGACCAACAUCAACUAUUGAAUCCUGCUUCAGAGAUAAAGUUUUGGCAAAGAGAGGUCGCCAGCCUGCGGCAGCAGCUCCAGUAUUUGCAAGAAUACCACAGGUACAGUUUCUUCAGCCUACAAAAAUCAGAAUCUCAAUAUUAG
Tarenaya hassleriana is the source of this 369-nucleotide messenger RNA. Its product is annotated as MADS-box transcription factor ANR1-like. NCBI's taxonomy places the organism in Eukaryota, Viridiplantae, Streptophyta, Magnoliopsida, Brassicales, Cleomaceae. Gene Ontology annotation, biological process: positive regulation of transcription by RNA polymerase II. The transcript has 3 exons. Gene Ontology annotation, molecular function: protein dimerization activity; DNA-binding transcription factor activity, RNA polymerase II-specific; RNA polymerase II cis-regulatory region sequence-specific DNA binding. Bases 1 to 369 code for a protein of 122 amino acids. The record is from RefSeq and is a predicted model, not a curated record.